AUGGCUUCUAAUCGUUUCUAUAUUCCAAAUGCAAAUGAAUUUUUCGAAGGUUUGCUCUCCCUUUUGCAUCAGUGCGGGGACUGUUUGAACGAAAAUACCGAUGGGGGGCACGCAGAAUUUCUUGCAAGACGUCUAGAGGAAUAUCAACGCACUUUGCGGGUGAUGUAUGGUCGAGUUACGGAGUCGGUUCAGGGGAAUCAGCUUACCCAAGAUUUGGAACUUUUAAUGCAGGUAGUAGACUCCAGAUUACAAUCACUUGCAACACUAUACAGUGACUAUCAUUAUCAAGGCAGUACAGAAGAGUUAAGUACUACGCAGAAUUCACAGUUAUUUAUUCUCGAAAGGUCAGGUAAUCCUGGGAGGCCUAGAUUUGAAAUUAGGCAAGAGCAAAUUCAUGGACUAAGAGAGGCAUUGGGGUUUCGCUGGGUAGAUAUUGCAAGGAUGCUAGGGAUGUCUCCUAGGACACUUAAUCGGCGGAGGCAAGAAUUUGGUAUGCCACUCGGUCAACAGCAUAAUUUUUCCUCCUUGUCCGACGCAGACCUGGACAAUAUUGUAAGAGGCAUCCUUUCAGUUACCCCACAGUCAGGUGUCGGUUUGGUUCAGGGAGCGCUAAGAUCAAGAGGAUUGAGAAUACAAAGGCGUCGUGUCAUUGAAGCACUUCAGAGACUUGACCCAGUCAUGUCAGUGUUAAGACAAUCUAGAAGAAUCAUUCUUCGAACCUACCAAGUGCCGGGUCCAAAUUCCUUGUGGUAUGUUUAUAAUAUUCAUAUGGUACCUUACUGUCUGAUAUUUUAUUGAUUUAUUUUUGUGAUGUUGCUGAAGCCUUGUAGGCAGGAUACAGGCUUGAUAAAGGGGAAAUAAAGAGAUAGUGGGUGGUAGAAGUAUUUGAAGGGGGAAAGGAAUUUGAAGGAAACAUGCGGCUUAGAAAGUUAAUUCAUUUUUACACAGGUACUACAAUAACAUGUAACAUUUUCUUACAGCAAACCUUGUGGAUUAUUUUCAUAACAGAUUUGGAACAUUUGCCUCAAAUUGUUUGAAAUCCAAGAGAACAGGCAUAAUUUGUUACUAGGGAUUGACCUCCAUGCAUGUUUAUAUUGCUUGUAAAUUUGGCUCUUAUCCGGGCCAAAGUUCCUAGUAUAUUUAUAUAGAAGUACUUACACCUCUGCCUUCCUUUCACAGGCACAUCGAUGGUGACCAUAAGUUGAUUGAACCAUAUCGUAUUGUGAUACAUGGUGGAAUUGAUGGUUUUUCAAGAUUAGUUGUCUAUCUUCAUGCUUCCACAAAUAAUCGUGCAAGUACUGUACUGGCACUUUUUAGACAGGCUAUCAGCUAUUACAAUGUUCCAUCGAGAGUACGAAGUGACAGGGGUUUGGAAAAUGUAGAGGUUGGAAGGUUUAUGAUACAAACAAGAGGAAUGAACAGGGGCAGUAUCAUAACUGGAAAUUCAGUACACAAUCAACGGAUUGAACGCUUAUGGAGAGAAGUUAACAGAAUCGUAGUGUCCAGAUUCUUGAAUGUAUUUUUAUUCUUGGAAAGCAGGGGGGCUUUCGACCCUAACAAUGAGACUCAUAUUUAUGCACUACACUUCGUAUUUCUUCCACUGAUAAAUGUAGCACUUAGUGAACUAUCACGACAAUGGAAUGACCAUCCUGUCACAACAGAAUCAAACUACAGUCCCAGGCAGCUGUGGACACAAGGAAUGCUUCAGCUACGCAGCUCUCAGUUAUCUGCAGUCAGAGAUGUUAUUGAGGGUGAAAAUUUAAAUUUUGAGGAAUUUGGUAUUGAAGAGGAAGGUCCUGUACCCUCUAUAGAAGUAAGUGAGACAGUUUCUGUUCCUGAAUCACCCAUACAAUUGUCUAAUGCUGAAGUGCUAUUACUAAGACAAGAGGUUUCUGCAGUGCCUGUAGAUGAGCAUGGAAUAAUGUCUUACUUGACAGCUUUGGGAGUACUUGGAAGAAUUGAACAUUUAUAG
This is a messenger RNA of Porites evermanni, 1972 nucleotides long. The record is from the annotation of a GenBank genome assembly. NCBI's taxonomy places the organism in Eukaryota, Metazoa, Cnidaria, Anthozoa, Scleractinia, Poritidae.